Messenger RNA from Mesorhabditis spiculigera, 1338 nucleotides. The record is from the annotation of a GenBank genome assembly. NCBI's taxonomy places the organism in Eukaryota, Metazoa, Nematoda, Chromadorea, Rhabditida, Rhabditidae.
AUGGAAAGCGCCAAAAAGCCGCAGAAUGAGCCUAACAGCUCGGCAGCGCCAAAGAGCAAAGCUACAGCCAAGAAAAAGAAGGAGCGACGUCAGUGGGAUAAACCCGACUUUUUAUUCGAGUCCUCGACGGAAGAAGAGGAGCCGGAGCGGGAAGCUGUCGCGGACUUUGAUCCUAUGGGGUGGAGUUCAUCGGAUUCUGAUACAUCAUCGUCGCUUGAUGAAUCAGCAGAUGAUUGCGUAAUUAUAGCCGCCGAUCCGGCCAUUGAAGCUGCGCCGCCACAACAUGCAACACUUGUGACAGGAGAGGCGAGUACCUCGGAUUGUCAAAUUAUUUUCGCCGCUCCAACAGCCGAUGAAGCUCGGGCUGCGAAAAAGGAGGCAGCCCUGCAUCGCUUCGAUGAGUUGAAGGCACGUUUUCUAGAAUUGAGGAAACCCGACAUCGAUGCAAUCUAUUGGGAUCACUGCCCAAUCCGCCAUAACAAGACCUCUUGGCUUAUCAAGGAGUUGCACAAUAGGUCGGCUGAAGAAUUCGGGGCACUCAUCUAUGGUCUGACCCAAGAGUCCCCAAAGCACCUGGAAAGCGCCUUCCUGGGAGGUGUUCCUACCCCACUGCAUGUCGCUAUUUGCCAAAGAAAAAUCGAGUAUCUAAAAGCGAUGUUCGAAUUGGCUCGUGAUAUUGAGAUGGUGCGCGAGUUACUCUACUAUGCAUUCAUGAUGCCUCCACACCGUAUGACCGGCCUAAAGAUGAACCCGUUCCUGUUGGUGGCCAACAACUCGGCGAUGUGGCGCGAUCUGACGGCCCGCGGACGAUUCCAGAAGCGAGAUACGCAGCCAGUUGAUUGCGAGAUCUUGAAGCUGCUGACCACAUUUUGCGAACGACUGCGGCGCGAUGUCUCGAUUUUGCCCUGGAUUGAGCCACAGGCCAAAGGCAGCUUCUUCCCGUUUUGGCGACCAAAUCCACCACGGGAUGCACCGGAGUGCCCACUUGCGGUUGCAGCCGGAAACGGCGAUUUCGAGCUCUUCGAGCAGUUCCUGACGUAUCCGAAUCAUCGCUACGCUUUCGAUGACAAUCAACAAGGCGCCAUUCAACUAUUGCAGCUCGAGUAUGUCCUUCUCUGCGCGCUGUCAACCGGCUCCGUCGAAAUCUUCGAUCGCAUCUCCAAAGGAGUUGAGCGUCUACUACCGGCCAUCGUUCCUGCCGGCUUUAGCGGGAUUGGCACGUUCAAGCUUGCAAAAACGAAAAACCUACGUGGGGAUCGAUUCGCUGAUGACGGCUGUGGCUCGAUUCGGGGACAAAAAAUUGGCCGCUACCGUCGAACAGUUCAUCAGGAAAGCAAA